This is a messenger RNA of Glycine soja, 3000 nucleotides long. RefSeq names its product pentatricopeptide repeat-containing protein At1g51965, mitochondrial. Lineage: Eukaryota; Viridiplantae; Streptophyta; Magnoliopsida; Fabales; Fabaceae. Gene Ontology annotation, molecular function: protein binding. The transcript has 2 exons. Bases 131 to 2077 code for a protein of 648 amino acids. The record is from RefSeq and is a predicted model, not a curated record.
AUAAUAAAAAAAACACCGGCAAAACCUGCAUCUUGGACGAGUAGGGAAGCAUCGAAGUUCUUGUUGCAUGCCGAAGCAGUAGAACCCAACACAACACUGUCACCAUAACCCCACCAAACCCAACUCACAGAUGAGGCCGCCACAUCUCCUCCACCUCCGCCGCCACUUCGCCACAAAGUACACUGCCAAGAUAACCUCAACCACCGCCACAGGCCGCUCCCUCGCGGCGGAAGUAACCGUUCCGCCGCCCCUCCCUUCUGACCCGCGCGGCUACCUCCUCCCCCGGCGCGACCUAAUCUGCAAGGCCACCCAAAUCCUCCUCUCCCCACCUUCCCCCUCCACCACCCUCUCCGACCCCUUCUCCGACCUCUCCGACUACCUCUCCUCCCUCUCCCUCUCCCUCACCCCUCUCGAAGCCUCCGAAAUCCUCAAGGCCCUCAAACACCCCUCCCUCGCCCUCCGAUUCUUCCAAUUUUGUCCCUCCCUAAACCCUAGCUUCCGCCACGAGUCCUUCACCUACAACCGCCUCUUCCUCAUCCUCUCCAAAUCCACCAACCCCGCGCGCUUCGACCAGGCGCGCUCGCUCCUCCAUGACAUGGACCGCCGCGCUGUCCGCGGCUCCAUCUCCACCGUCAACAUCCUCGUCGGGUUCUUCGGCGCCGGCGAGGACUUGGAACGCUGCGUUUCGCUCGUCAAGAAGUGGGACCUGAGGCUCAAUGCUUACACCUACAAGUGCUUGCUUCAGGCGUAUUUGAGGGCCCUGGAUUCUUCUACUGCGUUUAGGGUUUACUUGGAUAUGAUUAGGCAUGGGUAUAGGUUGGACAUUUUUGGUUAUAACAUGCUUUUGGAUGCUCUGGCCAAGGAUGAAAAGGUGGAUAAAGCAUAUAAAGUUUUUGAGGACAUGAAGCGGAGGCAUUGCGAGCCUGAUGUGUUCACUUACACUAUUAUGAUCAGAAUGACUGGGAAAUCUAGCAAAACUGAUGAGGCGCUAGCACUUUUUCAGGCAAUGUUAGCAAAGGGCUGUACUCCUAAUUUGAUUGGUUAUAAUACUAUGAUUGAGGCACUUGCCAAGGGGCGAAUGGUUGACAAAGCUGUUCUGCUUUUCUCAAAAAUGGUGGAGAAUGAUAUUCAGCCUAAUGAAUUUACGUACAGUGUGAUUUUGAAUCUUCUGGUUGCUGAAGGGAAGCUUAAUAAGCUAGACAAUAUUGUGGACAUAUCAAAGAAAUAUAUCAAUAAGCAGAUAUAUGCAUAUUUUGUUAGGACUUUAAGUAAAGUGGGUCAUGCUUCUGAAGCACAUAGGUUAUUUUGCAACAUGUGGAACUUUCAUGACAAGGGUGACAAAGAUGCUUGCAUGUCCAUGUUGGAGAGUUUAUGCAGUGCCGGUAAAAUGACAGAAGCUAUAGACCUUCUGAAUAAAAUUCAUGAAAAGGGUAUAACCACUGAUACUAUCAUGUAUAAUACAGUAUUCACAGCUCUUGGCCGGUUGAAACAAAUAUCACACAUUCAUGAUCUUUAUGAAAAGAUGAAACAAGAUGGCCCUCCACCAGACAUAUUUACAUACAAUAUUUUGAUCUCCAGCUUUGGCAGGGCUGGAAGAGUAGACAUUGCUGUUAAAUUUUUUGAAGAACUAGAGAACAGCGAUUGUAAGCCUGAUGUCAUUUCCUAUAACUCUUUGAUCAAUUGCCUUGGAAAGAAUGGGGAUGUUGAUGAAGCUCACAUGAGAUUUAAAGAGAUGCAAGAGAAAGGAUUAAAUCCGGAUGUUGUGACUUAUAGUACACUUAUUGAGUGUUUUGGCAAGACGGAUAAAGUUGAGAUGGCGUGUAGGUUGUUUGAUGAAAUGCUUGCUGAAGAAUGCACUCCUAACUUAAUCACAUAUAACAUUUUGCUUGACUGUCUUGAAAGGAGUGGAAGAACUGCUGAGGCAGUGGACCUCUAUGCAAAACUCAAGCAGCAAGGGUUGACACCAGAUUCAAUUACGUAUGCAGUGCUUGAACGAUUGCAAAGUGGUGGACACGGGAAGUUGAGGUUUCGCCGGCAGAAUCCUAUUACUGGUUGGGUUGUUAGCCCUUUAAGAUGACAGAGAAAACACAAUAAUUGUUGUACAUUCUUAAAAAACUUCGUACCCCAUUGCCCAGAGGCUCUUCGCUAUGCGAAGGUAUGGGGGAGGGAUAUUGUACGCAGCCUUACCCUUGCAUAUGCAAAGAGGCUGUUUCCGGAUUCGAAUCCAUGACCAACAAGUCACCAAGGCACAACUUUACCGCUGCACCAGGGCUCGCCCUCAAUUGUUGUACAUUCUUAUCAAGCAGAAAUCAUUUGUAAGUAGGCUUUCUCAGGAUUCUUCUGAUGCUAUUUAAUCUAUAGCUGAGGCUGAGCAUUUUAUGAUUAUGGCCAUCGGAUGAACUUGGUUGCAACCAGAUGCGCUGCUUCAAGUGCAGUGGCUAAAGCAUGCUCCAGAACAGGUAGACUUGCAAGUUUGUUAGGAACAAACUCAAGUUUUCCUGCAUUGGGAUUUGGAACUUUCCUCUUGGGAAUCCCAUGAACAGGGUCUGUUACAAAUCUCUUUUCUUGUAGAUUCUGAUAAUUUAAUUCCUGAUAGGGUCUGUUUCAAACUCAUACAAGAUACAUCAUCUUAUUCACAGGCAGGGGUUUCUCAUUUAAUGACCUUGCAAAAAUAAACGAAAUUGUAUGGAAAAGACAAGCCAGUGAUUUCUCUUCCUGGAAUUAUCCAUUGUUACACGAGAUAUAGUAAUAGAGAAAAUCUAGCAGGGUGAAACAUCACUAAUUUUUCCUUGGUUUUAUAUUGGUGAUUCCUGGGCUUCUAGCCAUAAUCCAUAUACAUCAACUGGUUACAUAUUUAAUUCAAAAGCUAAUAGCUCGCAUCCUUCAAGCAUAUAUAUAUAUUUUCCCCCCAUAGUUUGAGGAUGGUCUUGUACAAUGUAAAGAACCAAGAUGAAAUAUUCCCCCAUUUUACGUAUUGUCUAUUUUAUUUUCUGCUAGUUA